Messenger RNA from Echinococcus granulosus, 1116 nucleotides. RefSeq names its product GTP-binding protein. The transcript has 8 exons. Gene Ontology annotation, molecular function: ATP hydrolysis activity; GTP binding; ATP binding. The record is from RefSeq and is a predicted model, not a curated record. NCBI's taxonomy places the organism in Eukaryota, Metazoa, Platyhelminthes, Cestoda, Cyclophyllidea, Taeniidae. Gene Ontology annotation, cellular component: cytoplasm. The coding region runs from base 1 to 1116 and encodes 371 amino acids.
AUGGAUGAUAGCCAAGACAUUUGCCGAAAAUCUACAUUUUUUAAUGUCCUCACGACGAGUGCUGCUGCUGCUGCUAAUUUUCCCUUCUGCACUAUAGAACCAAAUGAGAGUCGUGUCGCGGUGCCUGACGAACGUUUUGACUACCUCUGCGAACACUAUCAACCUGUGAGCCGUGUUCCAGCAUACCUCAACGUUGUUGACAUUGCUGGCCUUGUCAAGGGUGCUCAUGAAGGUGCCGGACUUGGGAACGCCUUCCUGUCACACAUUAAAGCAGUGGAUGGAAUUUUUCAAGUUUUGCGCAUUUUUGAUGAUCCGGAUGUUAGCCACGUUGAGGGGGAUGUGGAUCCUAUUCGUGAUUUGGAAAUAAUACGUGAAGAGCUGCGAUUGAAGGACGAGGAGUAUGUCAACACUACUUUUGACAAGUUGGAGAAGUCUGUCAUUCGCGGUGGCGACAAGAAACAAAAGCCUGAUUACGAUUGUAUCGCCAAGGCAAAGCAUCUUCUCUGCGAAGAGCGCAAAGGCAUUCGUUUUGGUGAAUGGAAUGCUGCUGAAAUAGAAAUUUUGAACGACCAUCUCUUCAUCACCUCAAAACCAGUUAUCUAUCUCAUCAAUAUGUCACAAAAGGACUUUUUCCGGAAGAAAAACAAGUGGUUAGUAAAGAUCAAGGAAUAUGUUGAUGCCAACGAUCCGGGCGCGGUGAUGAUCCCCUUCUCCGCGGACUUUGAGCUACGCUACGCGGAGAUGUCGGAGGCGGAAAAGAAGGCCUUUUCCGAGGAGAAUCCCUCAGUACACUCCCAACUCCCCAAAAUCAUCCAGACAGGCUACAAGGCCCUACAGCUCAUCUACUUCUUCACUGCUGGGAAAGACGAGGUCAAGGCGUGGACCAUUCAGAAAAAUACCAAAGCUCCACAGGCGGCAGGAAAGAUCCACACCGAUAUGGAACGCGGUUUCAUCAUGGCCGAGGUGAUGGCCUUCGACGAAUUCAAAGCCGAGGGCUCUGAAGCCGCUUGCAAAGCGGCUGGCAAGUAUAGGCAGAAGGGGCGUGACUACAUAGUCCAAGACGGUGACAUUAUAUACUUCAAAUUCAAUGCCGGUGCCGGUCUGAAAAAGAAGUAG